GUCAGUCACUCUCGAAGCCAACAUGGCGGCGCUAGCUGGUUCGCCGUCCGCCGCUCACCCGCCCCUGGCGACGGCCGCCGCGCCCAGUCCCGCUCCGGCGCCGCCCGGGCCCCCUGGCUACAGGCCCUUCGAGCCCGAGGCGCUCGGCCUCAGCCCGGGCUGGAGGCUCACCGGCUUCGGGGAGCUGCGGGGCUGAGGCUGUAAAGUCCCUCAGGAGACGCUGCUCAGGCUCCUGGAGGGACUCGCCGGGCCCAGCGCGGGGCUGAUCGGCGAAGGGGAGGCGGCCGCCGGAGGCCCAGCCCCUAUUCUCGGCAUUGGAAUGGACUCCUGUGUCAUCCCUUUGAGGCAUGGGGGUCUUUCCCUUGUACAGACCACAGACUUCUUUUAUCCACUGGUGGAGGAUCCCUAUAUGAUGGGCCGCAUUGCCUGUGCCAACGUGCUGAGUGACCUCUACGCCAUGGGCAUUACAGAGUGUGACAAUAUGCUUAUGCUGCUGAGUGUGAGCCAGAAAAUGACUGAAGAGGAGCGGGACAAAAUCAUGCCGCUGAUAAUCAAGGGCUUCCGUGAUGCUGCAGAGGAUGGUGGUACCUCAGUAACUGGUGGGCAGACAGUCUUGAAUCCUUGGAUUAUUGUUGGAGGAGUUGCAACAGUCGUGUGUCAGCCCAAUGAGUUCAUCAUGCCAGACAGUGCAAUUCCAGGGGAUGUCCUUGUCCUGACCAAGCCGCUGGGAACGCAGGUGGCCGUGAAUGCUCACCAGUGGCUAGAUAACCCAGAAAGGUGGAAUAAGAUUAAGCUGGUGGUGUCCAAAGAAGAUGUUGAGCUAGCCUACCAGGAAGCCAUGUUUAGUAUGGCCAUGCUGAACAGAACAGCUGCCAGCUUGAUGCACACCUUCAAUGCUCACGCUGCUACGGACAUCACAGGCUUUGGGAUCCUGGGCCACGCACAGAACUUGGCCAAGCAGCAGCGCAGUGAAGUAUCCUUUGUCAUCCACAAUCUUCCCAUUAUUGCCAAGAUGGCUGCUAUCAGCAAAGCAAGUGGCACACGGUCUAGGCUCCUGCAGGGGACAUCCCCGGAGACAUCUGGGGGGCUGCUGAUCUGUCUACCUCGGGAGCAGGCCGCCCGCUUCUGUGCAGAGAUCAAAUCCCCCAAAUACGGAGAGGGACAUCAAGCCUGGAUCAUUGGCAUUGUAGAGAAAGGCAACCAGACCGCUCGCAUCAUUGACAAGCCUCGUAUUAUCGAAGUAACACCCCGGGGUGCUACUGCCUCCCCUCAGGAUAACAAUUCUAGUGCCAGCCCUGAAGCUGCCUCCUGAGGUGGAAAAAUGGGUUUCUUCUAUCCCCUGUAGGCUCUAAGCUGCUAAGGGCAGUGGAGCAAGGCUCUGGGUCAGUGUGCAUUUCGCUGUCUGCAGCACAGUGAUCCUUGGGGGCCUCGGUCUUCAUUUUGCCUGAGCAAAAGCAGUGGCUGGAUCCUCCCUGCCAUCUGCUCAAAUGUCAUCACGUAAUUGGUUUCGAAGCCAUUCUCUGUCAGCAGGUAAAUUUCUAUUGAUUCGGAGAUGGCAGUAACUUGAAUUAUUUAUUGGAAUAGUUCUGUUUGUUAUUAAGCUCUCCCAGUUUUUGGUCAGACUGAGCAGCUGGUCCAAAAAGAAGGGUGGGUGACUAAUAAAGCCAUUUGGUUGGGCCCGUGGCCUCUCCUCUCUUAAUGAAGCUCCUCCCUUAAAACCCAAGCAUGGGCGUGGAGGAGCAGAGGAACCCUAGAGGAGCAGCACCAAGCUCAGCUUCAUGGAUUGUUCCUUGGGUUGUAAAUUAUUGGUGACUGAGUUAAUAAAGGCUGAUUUCUACA
Molecule: messenger RNA, 1839 nt
Organism: Eublepharis macularius
Lineage: Eukaryota; Metazoa; Chordata; Lepidosauria; Squamata; Eublepharidae
Gene: SEPHS2
Product: selenophosphate synthetase 2
Exons: 8
Biological process (GO): L-selenocysteine biosynthetic process
Cellular component (GO): cytoplasm
Molecular function (GO): ATP binding; selenide, water dikinase activity
Source: RefSeq, a predicted model, not a curated record